AUGCAUCGGUUUGCCGAAAUUUGUAGACGUAACUUUUACACGCUCUUUCGUGCCGCAAACUCUCGGUUUGAUAUAAACGACACCUUCAUAGAGCACAAUCAGUGA
Echinococcus granulosus is the source of this 105-nucleotide messenger RNA. RefSeq lists its product as hypothetical. NCBI's taxonomy places the organism in Eukaryota, Metazoa, Platyhelminthes, Cestoda, Cyclophyllidea, Taeniidae. The record is from RefSeq and is a predicted model, not a curated record. The transcript is spliced from 2 exons. Bases 1 to 105 code for a protein of 34 amino acids.